This is a messenger RNA of Ctenopharyngodon idella (grass carp), 8362 nucleotides long. Its product is annotated as NACHT, LRR and PYD domains-containing protein 3-like. The record is from RefSeq and is a predicted model, not a curated record. Gene Ontology annotation, molecular function: protein binding. Lineage: Eukaryota; Metazoa; Chordata; Actinopteri; Cypriniformes; Xenocyprididae. The coding region runs from base 1272 to 4802 and encodes 1176 amino acids. The transcript has 12 exons.
UUACCAGAUGGGCAGGUGUUCGACCCUAAAGCUGAACCUGUGUUUGGACUGCUAGAAGUGAAGUGCCCAAAUAUAAGAAGCUAUGUAGACUGCGCCUACCGUAGGGUCCAAACAGUCACACACAUACUAUUGACAGAUACAGGCCCAACUAAUCAUUACUGGUUUAGAAUGGUGUGAUUUUGGUGUCUAUGCUGAAAACAAUACUUAAAGAUGCAUUUACUAGAUGAGUAAAAUGACAAGAUAUUUCUGAAAAUAUAGUGAGUUUUUGCUUAAAACAAGCAAAAUUAACUGCCAAUGGGGUACGAUAAAUAAUCUUAAUUCAAAUGGAAAAUAGAUUAUUUUUCUGAUUAUGAUUAUUUAUCAUUAUUUAAUGAUGGCGUCGAUUUGUCACAAUAACAUAUAAAAUUAAAUCAUGACCAACCACUGCAAAGAUCCAUCAAUUACCAAUCACAAUCAGUGACUUAAUGCAUCAUUGCAUCCUCAUCAUCAUUAUAUAACUGGGCCACUUCAUGGAUAUGUUGAUAUAUGGAUAUGUUCCUUGCUAUGUGUCACAUUGUAUUAAGUAUGUUUGAAAUGUGGAAAGCGCUAAAGAAAACUAUGUAUAUCUUUAGGACUGUAGGAGAAAUAAUGGCUGUCAGUUAGGCCUAAGGUGGUCCAGCGCCAAAUUUCCUGAUGCAUUAGUGCUACAAGUUCCUAUGCAGUGGGUCUCUAGAGUUUGAACAAUGGAAUAAAAAUGAUCUGGGAGAUGGACAAUAUUGACACUUUAUAGCUCAUAUAAUUUUAUUUAGGUGAUAAUGAUGGAGAGAUGUUUUUACAAAGACUAAUGCACCAUUCUCUAUUAUUUCAGGUGGACUCAGCCACAGAAAGUUGAGACCUCACUGAAGACAUCCUGAGCUGUCGGUAUCUUGGUAUUGUCAGCGUGGAGAAGGAUGAAAUAACUCAGUAUGUUGAAAUGGUUAAUAAACAUCCAUUUGAGUGAGUUUUUUCCAGAAUUAAACUGAUUUUUCUUUCUCCAGGGCUAUUACCCUUCAUGCAACUCUGAAGCUGAUCCCUGUGCUGCAGGAGAUAGGAAAGGGUUUGGGGCUUUAUGGCCUUGGUGAUCUGACAAAACACCCAGUCAGUAACUGUUUGUUUCAGGAACAGAAACAGAGGAAGUGGUUUUUAUAAAAGUGAAAGAGAUUACAGAGCUGCUGGUAAAGUCAACAGUUUCAGAGGAGGAAAUGGAAAGAUCUACAAAUAUUAUUUGAGCAGAAGCGAGUCAGUGACAGAAGAUGACGUCAGAGCACCUUCUGGACACACUGGAUGCUUUAGACAGAGAAAAACUGAAGAGGUUUAAAUGGCACUUACAGCAAGAUGCUCAUGUUUCAGCUGCCGAUCUAGAGAAUGCAGAUGCCAUUGACACAGUGGAUCUGAUGAUGGCAUGUUGUGGACCAGAAAGAGCUGUGAUGAUCACAAUGAACAUCUUGAGAAAAAUGAGACAAAACCAACUAGCUGAAGAGUUAGAGAAUGAAACCAAAGUUCACAAAGCUCCAGACCAGAUGAGCAACAGUGCUCAGACUGGAGUCAGUGUUGAUGUGAAAGCUGAAACAGGUGCAAGUGUAAAUGCUCCUGUAUUGACUGGAAACACCAUGACAGGACCAGUAAUCAUUUAUGGCUCAAAUACUGCAGGAAAUGAUCAACACACAUGCUCAGAGACAGCAGAGAAACACACAGAAAAACAAGAAAUUUUAAGGCUGCAAAAAUUCUUGGAAACUCACAAAACCAACAUGAAGAAGAAAGCAGAACAUAUUUUUGAGGGCAAGAAAGAAAAUAAAGCACAUCUCAAGGAUAUUUACACAGAACUCUUCAUCACAGAGGGAGAUAUUGAAGACGUCAAUCAGGAACAUGAGAUUCUGAAGAUUGAUGAUGCUUUCAAGAACAAAAAAACACAGGACAAACCAAUAAAAUGCAAUGAUAUGUUCCGUUUAUUGAGGGAAAACAGUGAGAAGAACAUUGUGCUGACCAAGGGCAUCGCUGGCAUUGGAAAAACUGUUUCUGUGUACAAGUUCAUCCUGGACUGGGCAGAAGGAAAAGACAAUCAAGACAUACACUGUGUGUUCCUGCUUCCAUUUCGAGAGAUUAACAUGCUGAAAAACAGAGAGGUCAAUCUCAAUGAGUUUCUACAGGUAUUUUAUCCAGAACUAAAGGAAUUGGAAAAAUCAAAGUUAUAUGCUAAACGUAGUCUGUUUAUAUUUGAUGGACUUGAUGAGAGUCGACUUCCUAUUAACUUUAAAAGUGGAAUUCUGGCGAGUUUUGAGGAAAGAUCAUCUGUAGAUGUGCUGUUUACAAAUCUGGUUAAGGGGACACUGCUUCCCUCAGCUCUUGUCUGGGUGACCUCACGACCAGCAGCAGCCAAUCAGAUUCAUCCUCAGUAUGUAGGUUUGUUCACAGAGGUGCGAGGAUUCAGUGAUGAACAGAAGGAGGAGUACUUCAGAAAGAGAAUAAAAGAUGAGACUCAGGCCUCCAGAAUCAUCUCAUACAUUAAGACAUCUCGUAGUCUGUACAUCAUGUGCCACAUUCCUGUGUUCUGCUGGAUCACGGCCAAAGUACUCCAAAAUAUUCUCAUCAAGAACAAUGCAGAGAACAUCAGCACAACACUCACCGAAAUGUACAUUCACUUCCUGCUGAUACAGAUGAACAUGAAGAACCAGAAGUACAAUGAACAAGAAGAAAGACGACGUACAAAGCUCUUACAUUCAAAUAGAGAAAUGAUUCUGAAGUUAGCCAAGCUAGCGUUUGAACAGCUGAAGAGAGAAUGCAUUGUGUUCUAUGAGAAAGAUCUGGAAGAAUGUGGUAUUGAUGUGAAUGUAGUCACUGAGUUCACAGGAAUGCUCGCUGAGAUCUUUAUGUUGGAAGAUGGACUUCAUGAAACAAAGGUCUUCUGCUUUGUGCAUCUGAGUGUUCAAGAGUUCCUCGCUGCAGUGCAUGUGUUCCUCUGUUACCUGAACAAGAACAUGCAGGAGCUUCAGUUUUUCUUUGAUAAAACCAAAGAAAAUAUUACAUUGCAGGAGCUACUGCAGAAGGCUGUUGAUAAAGCUAUGAAGAGUCAGAGAGGACAUCUGGACCUGUUCCUGCGGUUUCUGAUGGGAAUUUCACUGAAAUCCAGUCAAAACUUGCUCCAAGGCCUGAUCACACACACUGAAGACUCCACAGAGAGCAUCACAAAAACAACUGAAUAUAUUAAAAGAGUACAAGAUGGGCACUUUAUCUCAGAUGAAACUUCAGUCAACCUAUUUUACUGCUUACUUGAGCUCAAGGACCAUUCUUUAUAUGAGCAAAUCCAGAGAUACCUCAGUUCAGAUGCACAUCCAGGAAGAGAACUCUCAUCUUCAAUGUGCACAGUGCUGACCCAUGUACUGCUGAUGUCAGAAAAGGUGCUAGAUGAGUUCAACCCAAAGAGGUUCACGUCAUCUUCAAACUACACAAGACUUGUUUCUGCUGUGAGACGCUGCAGAAAAGCCCUAUUUAACGGCUGUGAUCUCUCUGAUCGGCACUGUGAAAGUUUGUCUUCAGCUCUACAAUCAUCAAACUCUUAUCUGAGAGAGAUGGACCUGAGUAACAAUCACCUGAAGGAUUCUGGGGUCAGGCUACUUUCUACUGGACUGAGAAGUUCACACUGUCAACUGAACAUACUGAGGCUAUGUGUGUGUAAUCUCACUGGUCAGUCCUGUGAAAGUUUGUCUUCAGCUCUACAGUCCUCAAACUCCACCUUGAGAGAGCUGGAUUUGAGUAACAAUGACCUGCAGGAUUCUGGAGUGAAGCUUCUUUCAGAUGGUCUGAAGAGUUCUAAGCUGGAAAUACUGAGAUUUUCCACAUGUAAUCUUACUGCUCAGUCUUGUGAGAGUUUGUCAUCAGUUUUACAAUCCUCAAACUCCUGUCUGAGAGAGCUGGACCUGACUAACAAUGACCUGCAUGAUUCAGGAGUGAAGCUUCUUUCUGAUGGACUGAAUAGUCCAAACUGUCAGCUGGAGAUUCUGAGAUUGUCUGGCUGUAUGGUGACAGAGGAAGGCUGUGGUUAUGUGUCUUCAGCUCUGAGUUCAAACCCCACAUACCUGAGAGAGCUGGAUCUAAGCUACAAUCACCCAGGAGAUUCAGGAGUCAAGCUACUCUCUGAUACACUCAACCAUCCAAACUACAGACUGGACAAACUCAACAUGGAUCAUGGAGGAGAGUUCAGGAUUACAGCAGGUCCACGAAAAUAUGCCUGUUUUUUCACACUGGAUCCAAGCACAGCAAACACUGAACUCAUUCUGUCUGAGGGGAACAGAAAGGUGACACGUGUGCUAGAUAGGCUGUAUAUUCAUCAAGCAGUGAGAUUUUUUGGUUAUCAGGUGUUGUGUAGAGAAAGUGUGUGUGGACGAUGUUACUGGGAGCUUGAGUCGAGUGGAAGUGUGUCUAUAUCAGUGUCAUAUAAGAGCAACAGCAGGAAGGGAUGGGGUGAUGAGUGUCUGUUUGGAUCUAAUGAUCAGUCCUGGAGUUUGUUCUGCUCUAUCUUCGGUUACUCAUUCAGGCACAAUACGAUAGUGACUGAACUUCCUGUAAAGCCCAUCAGCAGUAGAAUAGGAGUGUAUGAUGAGGAUGAUUUAGAGUCCAUGAUCAGCAGUAGAAUAGGAGUGUAUGUGGAUCACAGUGCAGGAACUCUGUCCUUCUACAGCGUCUCUGGAGACACAAUGAGCCUCAUCCACACACUCCAGACCACAUUCACUCAACCGCUCUAUCCUGGGUUUGAGGUUUUUCCUUUAUCAUCAGUGAAACUGUGUUGAUGAAUCAGAAUAGACUAUAGAGAGAUUCUACCCAUAAUGCUUUGAGCUCAUGAUGAAUCAGUAACAGUGAGAUUAUAUAGAGUCUUUUAUUUUCUCUUCAUUACAUUAAUACUACAGCUGAACUUCUGUCAGUGUACUAAUAUAUCUUUUUCAUUUAAAAAGUUGUAUUUGUUCUCAUUAGUUCAUGCAGUAUGAACUAACAACUAUUGUGUGUGUACAAUCCAUUAUGGUUAAUGUUUUAAAAUAUUGCUGGUUGUGCAGUAUGAUAUCUUGUACAUUUAUGAAUUCAAAACGUUAUGUAGAUAUCAGUCCUAUCAAUAUAGCUCCUAUCUAAUAAAAUAAAAUUAGGUGAAAAUUAGUUUUUCGGUGUGAAUGAACAGACAUUUGUAUUUGAUAGCUGAAGCAGGAAUAGCUGAAAGAUGUCUGAGAUGUUUUGACAAUGUUUAAAGUAACUUGGAUUUGAGACACAGAGACAAACUGUGCAACCAACUCCUGAGCAGAUAAGAACAUCAUUCACAAACACAGUGCUCUAUUGACAAAAAAAAUAUAAAAUAAUGUAAAUUGUUUGCCAUUUUCACAUGUACACCAUACCUUUGCAUAUUAUUUUCUCUCUGUCUUACCAAAUAGGUUUAUCUUUAAUAAUACUAAUGCGUUCAUUUCAUAUAAGUUGUUGGAAUAUUCAGGGUCUUCAUUCUUCAAUAUUUGGUUCUAAAUGCAAAGACCCUGAUUUUCUGAAAAAUAUCAAAGAUGCUGAUAUCAUCAUUCUCACUGAAACCUGGUGUAAAAAUGAUGUGUUUACCUACUGUCCCUCAGGCUACUAUGAAGUAAUUGUGCCCUCAGUUAAAUUAAGUACAGUCCAUCGUGGACGAGACUCGGGAGUAAUUCUGGUGUGGUACAGGGAGGAUCUGGCCAAACACAUUUCUGUUAUUACAGUUGGAAAAUUUCAUUGUUGGUUAAAACUAAACCAAAUUGCCAUUUCAACUACCGAUACAUAUCUCUGUGCUAUCUACAUUCCCCCAGCAGAAUCCCCUUACUAUGAUGAGGAAUAUCUGAACAACCUCCACACAGAAAUCAGCCGUUUCCAGGCCCAGGGCAAUGUGCUGCUGUGUGGAGACUUCAAUGCAAGAACAGGAUUUGAAUAUGAAUAUGUCUUUGGCCAAAACCCAUUGAGUCUCACAAAAAAAUCUCCCACCAAGAAACAACCUUGACCAAACUGUAAGUAAAAACUGUAGAGAGUUAGUGCAGCUCUGCCGAGCCUCGGGCCUGUACAUACUUAACGGCAGGAUCAGAGGGGACUCUUUAGGGAGGUUCACGUGUUUUUCAGGUCUUGGAGCUAGUGUAGUUGACUAUGCCAUCACUGACAUCCCUUCCUCCUUCAGUGCAUUUACUGUCAAACAGCAAACUCCACUCUCUGACCAUAACCAAACUAACAUUUACAUCAAAACACAUCACACACCAGAACAAAACAGGCUGAAAACCUGCAAAAUAUAUCAGGUCCAGGAGAGAUACAGAUGGGCUCCAGACAGCCCAGACAAAUUUAUCCAAGCCCUCAAUUCGGAAGAACUAAUAAUGUAAUAAAUACAUUAAUUAAUAAGAAAUUUGAAACAACUAAAGAUGGUGUUAAAAAAGCAGCACAUAGAAGCGAAUUGAAAAAGAAAGGCAAAAAAUAUACAAAAAAUACAGCAAAAGAUGAAAAAUGGUUUGACUCAGACUGCUAAAUAUUAAGGAAACAACUUUGAAAAUGAUCAUAUCUGAAACAUAACGAACCAAACAACACAGACAUCAGAACUGAAUACUGUUCAAAACUAAAACAAUACAAAGACACAAUUAGAGUGAAAAAGAAACCCCAUCUGACCAAAAAUUUACAGGAAAUUGAAAAUUCAAUAAACCAUAAUCAGUUCUGGGAUAUGUGGAAUAAUCUGAGCACAACAAAACCACAAGACCUACCAAUACAAGAUGGAGAAAUCUGGACAAAACAUUUUGAAAACUUAUAUAAAGAAAUCCCACCAAAACAACUCAAUGACAAUUAUAAUCUGAUCAACCAAAAUCUACAAACUUAUGAAGACACAAUUAAAAAUAAUCAAAAUCCACUUGACUUCCCAAUUACACAUGAAGAACUGACAACAAACUCAAAAGCCAAAAAUGUAAGAAAUCUUGUGGUCCUGACAGCAUGCUAGGUGAAAUGCUGAAACAAAGCCCACCUGAGCUGCAGACAGCUGUGCUCAAAUUAUUCAACAUUGUACUUAAUUCAGGCUGUUUUCCUGACAUCUGGAACCAAGGACUUAUUACCCCAAUUCAUAAGAGUGGGAAUAAAUUGGACCCUAAUAAUUUCAGAGGUAUUUGUGUGAGCAGUAAUCUGGGGAAGUUAUUUAGCAGUAGAAUUGUAAACUUCCUUACCGAACACAAUGUCCUGAGUCCGAGUCAGAUUGGCUUCCUUCCAAAUCACAGAACAACUGAGCACAUUUACACCCUACACAUCCUAAUCAAUGAACAUGUAAAACACACCGAAAAUGGAAAAAUAUUUGCAUGCUUUGUUGAUUUCAAAAAAGCAUUUGAUUCUAUUUGGCACAACGGAUUACAUUAUAAAGUGCUGUUACAAAGUGGUGUAGGGUUUGACAUUAUAAAUUAUACAUCAAAUUCUGGAUGCAUCUAAAAUCAAGUCCCACAGAAUCGCUACAUUUUAAAGCAUUACAACCCCGAGAACUGAACCCCGAAAAAAGUCCCCUCAGUCAGCUGGUUCUGAAACUUACUAAUCUGACUAACUCUACUAACACUAACCAGUCUCAGACCAGCACUGCUUCUCAUCCAAACAUCAGAAUAAACCAAAUUAUCAAGCAAUCUAAAAAUACAUAUCUGGAACAUUGGGAGCAGAAAACUAAAACACAAAGUAAAUUACAAUUCUAUCGAACUCUAAAAUCAAAUUAUGAAUUAGAAGAAUAUCUCCAAAGUGUCAAAAACACAAAGCAGAGACGGAUCCUGACCAAGUACAGGCUCAGUGAGCACAGUCUAGCCAUCGAGACCGGCAGACACAGAAAGAGCUGGUUACCCAGAGAGCAAAGGGUGUGUGUUCACUGCAGGAGAGAUCGAGACAGAGACGCACUUCCUCCUUCACUGCCACAAAUACACACAUAUAAGAGAUCACUUCACCAAAUUCAGUAACUCAAUAAAGAACUUUGCAGUCAUGACUGAAAUAGAACAAAUAGAGUUAAUACUAGGAGAGAGACAGACAGCAGCACUGGCUGCGAGAUACGUGUGGAUGUGCCACAGCCUGAGAGACAGCAGGUGAAUGUGUGUAUGUCUGAACUCAGUGUGUUUCCCUACUGUCCACCACAGUGACCCUCAGUACGUUUGUGUUUAUGUUAAAACACUGUCGUAUCAAAUGUUCAGACAUGUUCUAAGUUGUUACGCUGUUAAUUUAAGUUUAAGUUGUUAUAAUAUUUGAUAGUGUUAUAAUAUUUGAUAAUAUUUUCUUCUAUUAUACAGAUGUUUUUAUGUAUAUAUAUGCUUUGGCAAUAUUUUAUUAUUUACAGUCAUACUAAUAAAGCGAUUUUGAAUUUGAA